AUGACAACUCGACCACGUUUAUUUGCUCGUACAUUUAAAGUAAAUCAUAACCCUGAACAAACAUCGUCAUCAAAAAAGUCUAUUAUUCUACUACUGGAUUUAUUUUCAAGUGAUAUGCAUUUACGUAAAGAGCUUGAUCAUCUUUCUAACUGUCACUGCUUUCGAGCGUAUUCUAUAAAUAACUGUUUAGAUUUAAUAUAUCAAGAUGGUAUUAAAGAUGGUUUAAUUUUGCUUAUUAUUUCAUCUCGAUUUGUUGACUUUAUUUUCGAUAUCUUGUUAGAAAUUGUGCCACAAUUGUCAUAUAUUUAUUUAUUUGAUAAAGUUCCAUACAACCAGCACUUAGUUCGUGAUCUACGAUUGCGUGGUAUAUUCGAUAAUGUUCAAUUAUUAACUGAGCAAAUACGUGAGGACAUUGAAAACUUCGAAUUUUCUACUCAUAAAAGCGAAGGCGUUCAUUAUAUACUUGAAGACAGUGCAACAUUUUUUUGGUAUCGAUUCUUCUUUAAUAUUCUUGACCGUUUAAAAAAUACUGAUAUCGCAAGACAUGAAAUGAUUAAUCGAGUUCGUACUACUUAUGGAGAUGAUACACGUAGAUUGAAAGAAAUUAAUCAUUUUGAGAAUGAAUAUUACUCUGAUGACGUUAUCCAUUGGUACACUACACUAGGCAUUUUUUUUUGGGAACUUAAUCAAGCAUUACGCAGUCAUGAUAUCAAUGAAAUAUUUUUAUUGCGGGCUUACAUUAGUGAUCUCGACAGAAAGCUUCGAGAACUAUGCUCAAUGCAAAUGGAUUCUCAAUCAAGGUGUGUAUUUCGAGGUCUACUGUUACAUAAAUACAACUUACGUAAGCUGACAACAAAUGUAGGUAAAUUAAUCGCAAUGACUUCUUUUCAAUCUACAAGUUCAGAUCUCGAUAUUGCGAAGGUUUUUGCCGGAGAUGGUGAAGUUGAUUUCCCUUUUCAACCAGUUGUCUUCAAGAUACUUAUUGAAUCAAACAACAAUAAAAUAGUAUGUGCCGAUAUCUCCAAACUAAGUGACUUCGAAGAUGAAAAAGAGCUCCUAUUUUCAAUACGAUCAAUGUUUCGUAUCGAACGAGUUGAAUAUUCUGGUAAUAUAUGUUAUAUUAAUUUAACAGCUGUAGAUGAAGAUGAUCAACAAUUUUGCACAGCAAUCAAUCCGUGGAAAGCAAAAAUUAGUGAACAGAGUUUUUUUUCUGGACGUCAUGAACCAUUAUUUACUCGACUUUUAAUCGAUGAAAAUAGUUCUUUUCUAGCUUUUCAACUACUUACUGAUAUGAUGUUACGACUUCAUCAAACUGAAUUUGCUCGACAAGAAAUGAUUGAAAUGUGUCGACUGAAAUGUGAACACAGCUUAACUGAUUUAGAGAAGAUCAAUGAAUUUGAAAGAUCCUAUCAACAUAGUCAAGCCAUAGAAUGGUAUACAACAAAUUCUUUUCUUUAUCGACUUCUUCAUCAAGCACUUAGAAUGGAAGAUAUUGAUACUAUUUUUAAACUACGUUAUUACAUUUAUGAUUUACAUAAUCAAUUAGCUCAACUUCAUCGAUCUUAUCUUUACUCUUUACCGUCGAAUCAACCAAUAUUAACACUUUAUCGUGGACAACGUAUGAAAACUACUGAAUUAACAAAACUUCAAGAGAAUGUUGAUAAAUUAAUAUCUAUGAAUAGCUUCUUAUCGACAACAAACGAUGUUAUAGCCGCUAUUUUUUUUGCUGGUGAUGGCUGUCUUAAUGAUCCAGACGAGGAAAUAUCAGCUGUUUAUCAAAUCACAAUUGAUACAAGUGUACCUCAUUCAAUUCCAUUCGCAAAAAUUCAGUAUAAAAGUAUAUUUCAAGAUGAAGAUGAAGUUUUAUUUUCCAUGGCCUCAGUUUUUCGAAUAGAUAAUGUUGAACAGUAUGGAGCGUUGUGGGUAGUUGAAUUAACAUUAAUCAACAAAGAAGAUGAAACAUGGAAUAUUCUUACAGCACAUUUAAACAAAUAA
Messenger RNA from Adineta steineri, 1995 nucleotides. NCBI's taxonomy places the organism in Eukaryota, Metazoa, Rotifera, Eurotatoria, Adinetida, Adinetidae. The record is from the annotation of a GenBank genome assembly.